Lingula anatina is the source of this 1377-nucleotide messenger RNA. RefSeq lists its product as uncharacterized. The record is from RefSeq and is a predicted model, not a curated record. NCBI's taxonomy places the organism in Eukaryota, Metazoa, Brachiopoda, Lingulata, Lingulida, Lingulidae.
UUAGUAUAUUUGGAUUAUCAUAUGUUGAUUAACAUGGAAGACUAUGGUUAAAGACUUUUGAAAGUGACAUUAAUUCGAUUUAAUAGCCCGUAAAAAGGUGUUUUAGACACAUCGUUCCAAUGUUGCGCUUGUAAACUACGGAGAAAGGCUGAAGACAUAACUAUGGAUUUGUUAAGGGUUUUCUGUGCGGUGGUAUUGCUCACUGCUGGGGACAGUCAGGACAGCCAACAAGCAAACAACAGAGUAUUUAGCAUGUCGUUAUCGGGAAGGUUCAAAAACUUCUAUAAAUCUAGUGACAUGUUAGCAAUGUUGCGAAACUUUGAGCACGAAGAUUGCCUCAGCAGGACGGACUUCCAGAAACACUUCGAAGGGAUGCAAGCGUUGCAAUUUUUCUAUGAUCAAUACAAAAUAGAUUUUCGAGAUAUUGUUCCUCGGGUUUUGUUUGAGGGAAGCGUGCGCAAAAAGGGCCUGGAGUUCAGGAGACUUCUAUGGCCCCACACCGCUAAACAUCAACUAGAUGCAGAGACGCAUGGUCUCCGGGUUCGUGGUUUCAACAACACCUAUGUGACGAUGGCGCAGUGGCGAGUUACGGUGUUAAAUGGUCGAUUUCGAUCUAAUGCUAAUUACACUGGGGUGCUGAAGAAGGGAGACUACGUUGCAGUUGGAGAAUAUUGUGUCAAAACGCCGGGUGGAUUCGCAGACAAAGUCAUGGUCAGGUUUAGCACCAAAGAACCAGUAACACCCCAAAAGAAUGGCAAAUCUAUUAUAAAAAUGAAAGUUACGGGAUCAGAGGUCAGAGACAUGAUGGUUAUCCACCUUGGGAAUGGCCACGCAGAAGAGACGCAACUCUGGAAAAAAGGGAAUGGCAAAAUUAUUGGAAGUACGACCAUCGUAUUUCCCUAAUUUCGCUCUUCAGUGUCACUGACGCUGUGGUUUGCCUAAAAAGAAUCCCCUCUUAUUGAAAUGAUAAACGAAGAACUUGGGAUAAUGGAACUGGGAUAAUACACCCCAACUAUUAUAAAAGAAUCAAAAAGUAAAGAAAAAAGAUCGAAAGUAAUAGCAGAGGCUUUAAAAAUCUUGCUAUAAAAUGGACUCUUUCUACUGUGGAUUAUAAUCGGGUAUUAAUAGAAUAAUUAGUUUUUUUUUCUUUUCCCUGGCGUCACUGGGUUUUAUUAUAUAUUAUGCCAUAUUUAACUUGAAAUGGUAUAUCAAGAACCGGUGGUAAUGUACCAGCAACUUUAAUAUAGUAUUAUUUGUCAUAUUUGUACCAGUAUCUGGUAAAUAAUUGAACAAGUGUAUUGAUUGAAUCCAACGGGUAGCUGUUUUUCUAUGAAUGCUAUUCUAUAAAUAAAACUUAUUCAUACAAAUGAUGACUCA